Molecule: messenger RNA, 351 nt
Organism: Morchella sextelata
Lineage: Eukaryota; Fungi; Ascomycota; Pezizomycetes; Pezizales; Morchellaceae
Exons: 2
Coding region: 1-351 (116 amino acids)
Source: RefSeq, a predicted model, not a curated record
AUGCCAAGCCCCCCCCAAGACCUGCUAAAUGUCAUGGAUAGACUACGCCUCGCUGAACUGGAUGAGGAUGUCCUCUGCAUCACCAACUCCAGUAUCCUCAGAACCCAAGCUGCCGAGUUGCUCGCCCACGAAAGCACCUCCCACCUCGAGAGACUUCUCUUAACCAUCACCAUCGGCAUCGUCAACCAAAACGCGAUCCUCAUCCGUCAGUUGGAAGAGCUCACAGAUGAGCACGAGAAAACUGCCUCCCAACUUUCCACCAUCGGUAACAAAGUGGACAGGGCUCAUGACCGUAUCAGCGCCCUCUCUAGAGUUGCCCCACCUCCACCAACGCCACAAGGUCAACGCUGA